CUGUACUCAAAGAUCGCGUCUAUCCUGCUGAUCUUUGGGAACUAGUUAGGGAUGACGGAAGUCAUACAAUGGUGGAACGAAUGCUCAUAGAAGAGAGAAGGAAACAGUGUCAGAUAGAGGUGACACUGUAUAGCCAGUCUAUCGAAGGCUUGGAGCGAUUACGGCCACUGCAGCAGCCCACAUUGUCCCUCUUGGGCACGCGAGUCACCGCCAGCAUAAAAAAAGCCUUUUGCAAGGCAUUCCAAGCAGAACUGAACAUGUCAGGCGAGACUGAUGGCCAAGUCGAUCCAUGUGCCGUGCCAAAGACCGACAAGGGCAUUGGCGAGGAGAUUGAUGAUGAGGACAGUGACGAGGGCAUGCACGAGGGUACGGACGACGACCACGAAGUUCAUAAUGUCAUUUUCAUUUUCCAGUAA
Molecule: messenger RNA, 416 nt
Organism: Suillus discolor
Lineage: Eukaryota; Fungi; Basidiomycota; Agaricomycetes; Boletales; Suillaceae
Exons: 3
Coding region: 69-416 (115 amino acids)
Source: RefSeq, a predicted model, not a curated record